AUGGGCUCCGACCCGCAGUUUGCCAAAUACCCCGACCUCUCUCUUAGUCAAGAUAUCUUCAACCUCUCAAACCCAGCAUGUCCCCCGUCCUCACGCCAGAGCUCGCUCAAGAAGCUCCAAUCCGCCAUACAAGAGCACAGCAUGGCGCCGCUAUACAGACAUCUUGCCCAUCCGGUAGAGGGUGUACUCAAUAACUCUGGAGAGGGUACGUCACAGUCCCCAGCAGCUGGGUCGAGCCCAGGCGGCACCAGCGCGGUGAUGAUUUCUGAUAUGUUGGCUCGGAGGCCGUCCACCAGCCGAUCGGAGCUGGUGUGGGACGAAAAACUGUAUGAUCGUCUGGUAGCAGAGAAUAAACGGGAGCUGGACGGGUUGGCUAAGGAGGAGGAAGAGGCGGCCGAGGCGGCUGGUGAGACAGAGGUGCAGGCUGCAAGAGGGAAGAAAGCAGAACUCUGGGCCAGAAUAGGUGAUAAGGAUAAAGCGAUUGCAGCGUACGAGGCUGUGUUUGAAAACACCGGAGUUCUGGGUACCAAGAUUGACCUUGUGCUUGCUAUGAUUCGCAUUGGUCUCUUCUUCGGUGACAAGGUGUUCGUUAAGAAAACUGUUGACCGCGCAAACACCCUUGUCGAAUCUGGGGGUGACUGGGACCGUCGAAACCGGCUAAAGGCCUACAAGGGCCUUCACCUGCUUACUAUUCGCAACUAUAACCUUGCCGCGCCUCUAUUACUCGACAGUUUGUCAACAUUCACCAGCUAUGAGCUCUGCAGCUACUCUAACCUAGUUAUCUAUGCUGUCCUCGCCGGAUCGCUGUCUCUUCGACGUGUGGACUUCAAGGCCAAGGUCGUCGAUGCGCCUGAGAUCAAGGCCUUGUUGGGAGAAGGCGAGGACAGGCUAUCGGCGCUGUCAGGUGCUCUCUCCUCAGGCCCCGGAGCCGGUGACGAGGAGAUGAAGGAUGUUGAAACUAGUGCCACCCCUACACCUGCCACAGCAUCAAAGGUAGUCAACCUUAACACUCUCGGCACCGAGACGGGCAUGCAGUCAGAAACUGAAGCUCCUGUCGACUUCACCCCGUUGACCCGCCUGGUUAGCAGCCUGUACAUGGGCCAGUACCGCUCAUUCUUUACCGCACUGGCCGCCGUAGAAGAUAAUUUCCUAAACCAAGACAGGUAUCUGUUCGAGCACCGUGCAUGGUUUGUGCGUGAGAUGAGACUCCGUGGCUAUCAGCAGCUACUGCAGAGCUACCGUGUUGUAGGCCUAGCAAGCAUGGCAGGCGACUUUGGCGUCACCGUUGAUUUCCUCGACCGGGAUCUUGCGAAGUUCAUUGCUGGAGAGAGGAUAUCAUGCACCAUCGACCGAGUCAACGGUAUAAUCGAGACCAACAGACCAGACGACAAGAACAAGCAGUACGCGGAUGUAGUCAAGCAGGGAGACGCAUUGAUCACGAAGCUACAGAAGUACGGCCAGGCCGUGCGUCUCAGAGGCAGCGAGCGUGGCUAG
Molecule: messenger RNA, 1494 nt
Organism: Microsporum canis CBS 113480
Lineage: Eukaryota; Fungi; Ascomycota; Eurotiomycetes; Onygenales; Arthrodermataceae
Product: 26S proteasome regulatory subunit RPN7
Exons: 3
Coding region: 1-1494 (497 amino acids)
Biological process (GO): proteasome-mediated ubiquitin-dependent protein catabolic process
Cellular component (GO): proteasome regulatory particle
Source: RefSeq, a predicted model, not a curated record